GUGAACAAAGGGAAUAUAUAUAGAGAGAGAGUUAUACACAUAUCACCGUCUCUUUGUUUCGUUCUUUCCGUCUCUGUUUCACUCUCUUUCUCUCUCUUUCUCAGUCUUCAAAUGCUGUUUAAGCCAUUACCUGCUUAGCCCCAAAUCAUAGAUCAAACAACAACUGAAUUUUUCAACUCUAAGUGGAUCACAACUCUCCAAUAUAUAAAGGCCACACACAAAAACCUAAUCUCCCUUUAAAGAGAGUAAAUUUAUCACUAAAUCUCCGCCUAAUCUUCUCCUACAACAACAUACACCACGUUUUUUCUUGUCAAAGUAACAUGGUUUCUCUUCAGUUUUGUUUUUUCUCUUAAGCUCCACCACCCCCUUUUCUUUGCUCUUAGUCUUAGCAAACCCCAAAAUUAAGGUAGCUUCACUUCUUCUUUUGUAUUCCAUGGACAGCUUGAGAGAAAUAGAAGGAAAACAAGCUCAUGAUCCUAUAUUCAUUGAGAAGAUGAAUAAAUCGUGUUCUCGGUCGUCGCGUUGCGUAUACGUUCCGGGGCCACUCAUCGUCGGAGCAGGGCCCUCUGGUCUGGCGGCGGCGGCUUGUUUGAAAGCCAAAGGUGUACCCAGUGUAAUCCUAGAGAGAUCCAGUUGCAUAGCAUCGUUGUGGCAAUUCAAGACCUACGAUCGCCUACACCUUCACUUGCCGAAGCAGUUUUGCCAGCUCCCACUCAUGGGGUUCCCUACCGACUUCCUUACGUACCCUACCAAACAACAAUUCGUCGACUACCUCGAAUCCUAUGCCAAGAAGUUCGAUAUCAGGCCACGGUUCAACGAGACGGUUUCGCGAGCCGAGUACGACCCGACGGUCGGUUUUUGGCGCGUAAGAAGCGUGAGGUCGAAGGGAAAAGAGACGGAAUACGUUUGCCGGUGGCUGGUGGUUGCGACGGGGGAGAAUGCGGAGGAGGUGGUGCCGGAGAUAGAAGGAAUGGGAGAGUUCGGUGGGGAUAUAAGGCAUACGAGUUCAUAUAAAUGUGGGGAAGAGUUUAGAGGGAAAAGGGUUUUGGUGGUGGGGUGUGGGAAUUCAGGCAUGGAGGUCUGUUUGGAUCUCUACAAUCACAAUGCUAAGCCUUCAGUUGUGGUCAGAGAUACAGUACACAUCCUCCCUCGAGAGAUGCUGGGGAGAUCGACUUUCGGGUUGUCCAUGUGGCUGCUCAAGUGGCUGCCCAUGCGGCUUGUCGACCGGUUCUUGCUGAUCGUAUCGUGGUUGAUGCUCGGUGACACGGCUCGUUUUGGGUUGGACCGGCCUCGGUUGGGUCCCCUCCAACUCAAGAAUCUGUCUGGAAAGACACCCGUCUUAGAUGUUGGCACGCUUGCCAAAAUCAAAAGUGGAGACAUUAAGGUAUGUCCAAGCAUCAAGUGCCUAAAAGGACAUGCUGUGGAGUUUGUCAAUGGCAAAACUGAAAGCUUUGAUGCAAUCAUCUUUGCAACUGGUUAUAAAAGCAACGUACCCUCUUGGCUAAAGGAAAGGAAGAUGUUCUCAGAGAAAGAUGGGUACCCUAGAAGGCCAUUCCCUAAUGGGUGGAAAGGUGAGAGUGGGCUAUACGCCGUGGGGUUCACUAAACGUGGUUUGCUAGGUACCUCAAUGGAUGCUAAGAGGAUAGCUGAAGACAUUGAAUGGUGUUGGAAACAAGAAGCAAAGCAUCACUUUUGUACCCAUCAUAAUCAUCAUCAUCAUCAUCAUGAUUGACCUUUUUUUUUUUUUGCGGGGGGCGUUUGAAAUCCUGAGAAAAAUAUACAGAUUUUGUAUCACACAGCAGCACUGGGUUUUCAACUAUUCAUUAAUUUACUGUCAAAGGAACAUCAAAAUCUUGAUGUUGCCUUGCCUUACAAUAGAUGAGGAGAAGAGAAAAUUUUUAUUAAAAAAAAAGGCUGACUAGCUAAAGGUUUCAAACAAGGGAGAGAGUUUUGUCUCAGUGAACCCCUACCUUGGGAAAAGAAAAAGGGUUGGUGUUGUUUGGAUAGUGGGAAAAUCUCAGACCAUCUGUACAUCUUGUACAUUACAAUUUUCCUCUAAUUAGCCAUGAUUCCUUGUUCCUUUUUUUUUUUUUUCAGAGAGAAAAAAAGAAAAAGGCAAAUUAAUGCUAUAGGGUGUGUGAUAUUUGUUAUGCAAAUCGAAUAUAACAAUCUUUUCCUUUA
This is a messenger RNA of Gossypium raimondii (Peruvian cotton), 2181 nucleotides long. Its product is annotated as indole-3-pyruvate monooxygenase YUCCA6. The record is from RefSeq and is a predicted model, not a curated record. Bases 434 to 1732 code for a protein of 432 amino acids. Gene Ontology annotation, biological process: auxin biosynthetic process. The transcript has 4 exons. Gene Ontology annotation, molecular function: NADP binding; flavin adenine dinucleotide binding; N,N-dimethylaniline monooxygenase activity. Lineage: Eukaryota; Viridiplantae; Streptophyta; Magnoliopsida; Malvales; Malvaceae.